Aspergillus glaucus CBS 516.65 is the source of this 2552-nucleotide messenger RNA. RefSeq lists its product as uncharacterized. The record is from RefSeq and is a predicted model, not a curated record. NCBI's taxonomy places the organism in Eukaryota, Fungi, Ascomycota, Eurotiomycetes, Eurotiales, Aspergillaceae. The coding region runs from base 1 to 2199 and encodes 732 amino acids. Gene Ontology annotation, biological process: positive regulation of transcription by RNA polymerase II. Gene Ontology annotation, molecular function: DNA-binding transcription factor activity; sequence-specific DNA binding. The transcript has 4 exons. Gene Ontology annotation, cellular component: nucleus.
AUGCCGGUUCUCAGACCAACCGAAAAACUGGAGCUCCCAUCGAUCUCGCAGGUCCACAUCAGAGGUCCUGCUGAAAUUCCUUACUACAACCCUCACGCUGCCGAACGGCCGUUGCUGCCCGGCGACAAACUCCCUGCUUUGAGCCUGCCCACAGCCUCGCAGUCUGCCUACCGGACCGCCUACCCUGACCCGUCCGUCACCAGCUCUCACACUUCGAGCGCGCGCACCAGUCUCUCUGGUCCCACCGCCGCUCUCCACGAUAAUCGCACCCCGCCGCCCUCUGCUGAUCUCGUUACUAGCGGUCCUGCGGAUUAUACCGUGCCCUCCACCGUCAGUGAGAGCUACUACCCUCCUCCCCAUCCCAUCAGCAGCAUGAACCACACCCCUCCGUACAUGGACGUUCACUCGUCGCACUUGUCGUCUGCUCAGCCGUAUGCUUCGCAAGCCGCCACGGCUGGUGGCAUGUCUCAUUACUCUUACCCGGGACAACCUCCGGUUUUGCAGCCGGCUUCGACCACCUACGGACCCGCCAGUUCGUACUCACAGUAUGCGUACCCUGGGGUGACCUCGCCCCAGUCUGCCACUCAGCCGCCUACGACGUCCAUGACUGCCGCCCAAUUGUUGCCAUUGCCCGCCGUUACCAACCCCUCUGUGGCACCGCCGUACGGCAACACUAGUGGCAGCCCAACGCAGGGAUAUGUGUAUGAUACCACUGGUCAGAUUGCGCCUCCCGGGGCCAAGCCACGCGUGACGGCCACCCUGUGGGAAGAUGAGGGCAGUCUCUGCUAUCAAGUUGAAUCCAAGGGUGUCUGUGUUGCACGGAGAGAAGAUAACCAUAUGAUCAACGGUACCAAGCUGCUCAAUGUCGCUGGCAUGACUCGUGGUCGUCGUGACGGUAUCCUGAAAAGCGAAAAGGUCCGUCAUGUGGUCAAGAUUGGUCCUAUGCACUUGAAGGGCGUGUGGAUUCCCUUUGAACGGGCAUUGGAAUUUGCCAACAAGGAAAAGAUCACGGAUCUGCUGUAUCCCCUGUUUGUGCAUAACAUUGGUGGUCUGCUGUACCACCCUACCAACCAGACCCGGACCAACAUGGUCGUUCAAGAGUCGCAGCAGCGACGAUUGGAAGCCCCUCAGCUCACCCGGACCCCGGGACCACAGCCGUCUGCUCUGCAUCAUCACCAUGCGCUGCAGACGCCAGUGCCCUCGCACCUGCCUCCGCACAGCAUGGCGUCGCAGCCGGGCCGACCGGCCCUUGACCGGGCACACACCUUCCCCACUCCUCCGGCCAGUGCAUCGAGUCUCAUGGGCAUCACGAACCAGAACAGCUCGUAUGAGUGGGGUAGCCAAGUACAGAACUCGCAGCCGCUGUCGAUCGAUACGACGCUGAACAACGCGCGGUCCAUGCCCACCACACCCGCCACGACCCCGCCAAGCAGCCUGCAAGGGAUGCCAUACCAAACCAGCCAGCCGGCCUAUGAUACGAAGCCGUACUACUCGGCAGCCCCGGCUUCUCAUGCGCAGUAUGCUCCUCAGCACCCGCUGACGACAUACGGACAGACUCUGCCCCCGUCCACCUAUGUGAAGAGUGAAAUGGGUCCUCCAUCGGCACGAAACCCGCCGGAGAGUGAGACUGCUGAUGUCAAGCCACCGACUAAUGGUCAGAGCACCGAGGCUGAGCAGGAGUCGGAGUACGUGCAAGACAACGGUAGCUACAGCAACGCCAACCGCGGGUCGUACACGUACACCACCAACCCGUCGGUGAGCACGUUGACGGGUGAGCACUCCCAGCUGACCCCCGAGCUGAGCUCCCCGUCGCAGCAGAACGGGUCGGGUCGCAUGACCCCUCGCACCGGUGGUGGCCCUCCCUCUCAAUGGACCGGGUACAACACGCCUCCGCGCCCGGCCGGCGCGGGCAGCCUCUACAACAUUGUCAGUGACACUCGCGGCACGCCGGCCAACGGCCCAGAGUCUUACUCGGUCGCAUCCAACUCCGCCCCGACAUACUCGGGGAUGAAUGGAUCGCUGAGUGCUGGCAGCAAGCGUAUGCGCGAGGACGACGAUGUGGACCAGGUCGUCCGUCCGGACAGUCGGGGUACCGACUAUGACAGCAAGCGUCGAAAGACCAUCACCGAGGUGAACGGUCCUCUCGCUGGACCGCCUCUUAUGCAGCCCAUGAAGGCUGGUGGUGUUCGUCGCUGUUAGUUUUCUUUUCUGGGAUUUGCUGGACAAAUGAAAUGAAAUGACAUGGGAUUGGGAUUGGGAUUGGGUACUGGUGUUGGUUGAAUAGACCACGUUUUUUUUUUUCUUUUUUCUUUUUCUUCCGUCGUGUUUUAAUCUCUUUUCUUGCGGAUGAAUAUGGAUGAGCCGUGCAUUCGGGCUAGCGUGCCCUUGUUUCUUUUUCUCAAGCCUAGUCAGCGUUAUGGUACUCUUGGUCUCAUUUGGCAUGUGCUUGUUUCUGAAGGGCUUACGACCAUGAUGUUACGAAUUUCCUAGAUGUUUUGAUUUAGCAUGGUCUAUUGACCUAUAAAAGGGUGGUUACAAUUGUACUUGCAUUG